Messenger RNA from Parnassius mnemosyne (clouded apollo), 1080 nucleotides. The record is from the annotation of a GenBank genome assembly. NCBI's taxonomy places the organism in Eukaryota, Metazoa, Arthropoda, Insecta, Lepidoptera, Papilionidae.
UUGGCUCGACAGAAACAAAAAAUUAUUCCAUCUCAGGAAGCAAGAGGAACAGCUCGUAAAAUAGUAACAGAGAGCACAGACAGCUCUCCAAAAACCGAAAUAACUACAACAAAGUAUGUGGAUCGCCUGACAGACGCUCGAGCCUGUUUGCAAAAGGCCAAAUUACACCUUAGCAACUCUAGAAACCUGAGGACUGACAUUAAAAUGGAAGUCACUCAGGUAAUAGAGAGACUUUAUCAAUUAGUGAAAGAAGCAGAAACAGAUAGAGUGACAUAUGCGAGUGUAGUGGCUGGGCCACAAAGGGGCUUACUUUCAGAAAAAACGGCAAUGCAUUCGGUGAUAAUUACAUCCAAUGAUGAAAAAGAAACAGGAGACGAGGUGAUGGAUAAGAUAAGGAAAGCAAUAAAUGCUAAAGAGGAAAGACUAAAAAUAGACAAGAUUAGGAAGGCAAGGGACAGAAAGGUAAUAGUGGGAUGUCGAACAGAGAAGGAAAUAAGUAGAGUCAAGGAAAGACUAAAGAUGGCAGGGAAAGACCUAAAUGUAGACUAUAUACAAAAUAAGGACCCACUCAUAAUCCUGAGGGAUGUCCUACAGUAUAACACAGAUGAGAAAAUAGAAAAGGCUAUAAGAAUGCAAAAUAAACAUCUUUUUAAAGACGUAUUAAACAAGGAUGAUAGAAUGGAGGUCAAAUACAGAAAAAAGACCAGAAACCCGCACACAUCGCACGUGGUUGUUAGAGUCUCACCUCAAAUAUGGAACCGCCUAAUAAAAGCUGGAGUUAUCCAUAUUGAUCUUCAACGAAUCAGAGUAAUGGAUCAGUCCCCUCUGGUUCAAUGUUCGAAAUGUUUAGGAUAUGGACAUAGCAAAAGAACAUGUACUGAGACGAGUGAUGUAUGCUGUCACUGUGGAGGACCACAUCUAAAAUCUGAAUGUGCGGAAUGGUUAUCUGGAGGACCGCCAGUAUGUAAAAACUGUGACAAGGCAAAUCUCGACAAAAAAGAGCAUAAUGCCUUCAGCGCAGACUGUCCAAUAAGGAGGAAAUGGGAAGCCCUGGCAAGGUCUACAGUAGCAUACUGCUAG